UCGACCAUGACCAGUCUUACAUUAUUCGUUCUAUGUGGACUCAUGCACAUCUGUCGAGGUCAUUCUGAAAAGUUUCCACCGAAUUUCAAGUUCGGUGCGGCCACCUCGUCAUACCAGGUGGAGGGUGGCUGGGAUGCUGAUGGUAAAGGCCAGAGUAUAUGGGACCGGUUUGUACAUGAAAAUCGCGACAAGAUAGCAAAUAAUGCAACCGGAGACGUUGCCGCCGAUUCAUACCACCUUUGGCGUGAAGAUGUUCGGAUCGCAGCAGAGAUGGGACUCCAAUUUUACAGAUUCUCCAUAAACUGGCCUAGAAUUCUCCCCACGGGUUUCGUCAACGAAAUCAACGAGGUCGGGGCUAAAUACUACAGUGAUCUUAUUGACGCUCUACUGGCUGAAGGUAUUGAACCAGUCGUCACUAUCUACCACUGGGAGAUGCCAGUGAAAAUUCUGGAUCUUGGUGGCUGGGCAAAUCCUUUAAUAGUCGACUGGUUUGGAGAUUUCGCGAGAGUCGUCUUCAAUCUAUACGCGGACCGCGUCAAAACCUGGAUAACCAUCAACGAAUCGGUCAUGUUCUGCGACUAUUUCUACAACAUCGGUCAGUUCUAUAAGGAACCAGAAUUCGCACCAUUCCUAUGCAAUAAGCAUGUCUUGCUUGCACAUGCUACAGCAUAUAGAAUAUUUGAAAAGGAAUUCCGCCCGAAGUACGAAGGCCGAAUUUCCUUAUCGAACUCUGUAAUCUGGAUUGAACCCGCUAGUCCAAAAGACAAACAACUCGCAGAACUUGGCAGGGAGCAUGUGACUGGCAGAUAUUCGCAUCCGAUAUUUUCCAAAAAAGGUGGAUGGCCCCAUUCUAUUGAAAAGUUGAUGUUGUCGUACAGUUUGAAGCAAGGUUACAACCAAUCCAGACUCCCUGCCUUUACCAAGGAUGAGAUAGAGUUUGUAAAAGGGACCGCAGAUUUCUUCGCGCUAAACCAUUACAGCACAUUGAUGAUUAGACCAGCUCAACAGGGGGAAUCAGGGAAGUGGUUUCUGUCUGGGUCACCCGAAUUGAACGCCUUUUUAAUAAAUCCACCGAACGCCUCUUACGGAGUCGCCCAUGAUUUACCGGUAUACCCUACAGGCAUCCGCCGACAGCUGGCGUGGAUAAAGAAGCGAUAUGGUGAUAUCGAUAUCCUCAUCACGGAGAACGGAUUUUCCACAACGGGCUACAAUCUUGAGGAUUACGAUAGAAUUAACUUCAUGAAGAAAUACUUGGAGCAGGUGCUACUGUCAAUAAAAGUGGAUAAUGUUAGUGUGAUCGGUUUUGGGGUUUGGUCGCUCAUGGAUAACUUCGAAUGGCUUUCUGGAUACAAGCAUAAAUUUGGUUUGUACGAAGUGGACUACGAGAACGAAAAACGAGCACGUACCCCGAGAGCGUCCGCAUACUAUUACGCCUGUCUCAUAAAAAACCGAUCCCUACACAUCGCGGGAGAAUGUUUGCAUAAGUAUCAUUCGAAAUUCAAACGAUUAGAACCGAAUGGUACGACCAUCACACAAAAUGGCGGCGUACUUUUGACUGCUGUUCUGUUAUUUUUCUGUAAAUUAUAGAGCUACGUACUAAGUA
Messenger RNA from Pararge aegeria (speckled wood butterfly), 1603 nucleotides. Its product is annotated as myrosinase 1-like. NCBI's taxonomy places the organism in Eukaryota, Metazoa, Arthropoda, Insecta, Lepidoptera, Nymphalidae. The record is from RefSeq and is a predicted model, not a curated record. Gene Ontology annotation, biological process: carbohydrate metabolic process. The coding region runs from base 7 to 1587 and encodes 526 amino acids. The transcript is spliced from 11 exons. Gene Ontology annotation, molecular function: beta-glucosidase activity.